Messenger RNA from Megalobrama amblycephala (Wuchang bream), 3714 nucleotides. RefSeq names its product neuropilin (NRP) and tolloid (TLL)-like 1, like (gene neto1l). The coding region runs from base 1295 to 2911 and encodes 538 amino acids. The record is from RefSeq and is a predicted model, not a curated record. The transcript is spliced from 12 exons. NCBI's taxonomy places the organism in Eukaryota, Metazoa, Chordata, Actinopteri, Cypriniformes, Xenocyprididae. Gene Ontology annotation, molecular function: protein binding.
GAAAAAAGACCUUAUUAGUUUGGAAAAUUAUAUUCAUACUGUGGUUAAGGUUUUAUCAGCGGUAAAUAUGGGCGAUGUCUAUUAUUCGUUUCAAAUAUAAUUUAAUAAGGAUUCAUUAUUCCACACACAAUAUUACUCUACGAACCAUUCUCACGUGAAAAACAAACUCAUGUUAACUAAUAGCUUAACACUGCGCACAUUCAUUCACUGGAGAGAAAGCAGCACGAGUGAUUCCUCCAUAUUUAGAUCGCUUCAAGUUAAUUGAUGAAUGAAGUUAACAUUUUUAAAGCCAGAUAAACUGAGUGAUUUUUCCUGGAAGAGAUUGGCUGUCUCACACGAGCCCGGUGUAAACCCUCGAAUGAAUUUAUAGUGUCUGCAUGCUUCGCUACUUCACUCCAAUUGUCCGCAGGCUGCAGAUGCUCUUCGCCAAUCCAGCACUGCAGGUGCAGUUUAUGCUGGAGGUGGUAAUAGUAGUUCUGGCUAGACAUCAUUCUCUUUGCUUGUAUUAUUUCCUCACACAGAGGUUUUUUUUUUCUGCUUACCCCUCUUGAUUUUGCUCUAGUGCUGCCGUGUGAGGUGUUGGAUUCAUUGGAUCCCGCAGUCUGACCGGCUUUGCGGUGCCUCUUCAAGAACAUCAUCUACAGCAUUAUCUUUAGUGGAAAUAUGACGAACAGUUCCGUGUGCUGCCGCAUCAUGUUGACAUAACUCUGCUAAAGAACUGAAAAUAAUGUAUAGCCGAAGAGGAGCGAUGAUAUGAAUUAACUCUUUGAUGUGAAGGGAAUCUGGAACGGGAUUUUCUACUGCAUUUACUGCCGAGGAAACACUGGAAUGAGGCUCCAAACACGUUUCUUGUCGCUGUGAGUUUUCUUGUUGAAGUUGGUUUUGCUCAACAAUGGAAAAAUGAAUUGGAAAGGAUAUUCUGAUAAGUGUUCCUUAGAGAUGGAUGGAAGAUUUUCCAACCUUUUAUGAAUCUUUUCGUGGUGACUCUGGAAAGGUGGAGCGAUCAGGAAAAGCUAAUGACGGACCUAUUAAUCCAUCAGAAGCACCAGAGGGGUUUAGAAACGUUUGGAUGGAAAUGUUUACAUCUUUUUCUGGUUUUAUACGAAACUACUAACGCAUAGUUGUGGAUCUCUGCUGGAAUCUCCAUUGUCAUUGAUUAAUAUAGUGAAAUGAAUUCAGGGCUGUUGACAUGCUGUGAUUUCUUUUUUCUUUUUGCAAAUAUCCAUCUUUUCUUCUGAAAGUAUUCCGCUCUAAAUGGAAUUAGUUGAGAAAGCCCUUUGUGAAAGGAAUAGACAUGGUACAUGGGAACAGGUUCCUUCACGUUGUUGCAGGUCUUCUCAUGCUUGGGUUGUCUGGGGCAACAAAGAAGGAAGCAGUGAAAAACAAUUCAGGAGUACAGCCGGCAGGGCAGUGUGGAACCUGGGUGAAAGAACCAGAGGGAGGUCUUUUCACCUCACCCAAUUACCCAAACAAAUAUCCCCCAGAGCGAGAAUGCAUCUACAUCAUUGAAGCUCCCCCGAGACAAUGCAUUGAUCUUUUCUUUGAUGAAAAGUAUUCAAUAGAGCCUUCAUGGGAAUGUAAAUUUGACCAUAUUGAAGUCCGGGACGGGCCCUUUGGCUUUUCUCCAAUAAUUGGACGCUACUGCGGCCAGCAAAGCCCUCCAUAUAUCAGAUCGAGCGGCCGCUACCUAUGGAUAAAAUUUGUUGCGGAUGGUGAAUUGGAAGCCAUGGGAUUUUCUGCGAGCUACAAUUUCACAGCAGAUCCUGACUUUAAAGACAUAGGAGUCCCCAAACCUCUUCCCUUUUGUGAAUUCGAGAUGGGAGGACCUGAAGGCAUCAUUGAAUCGCAGCAGAUCACCAAAGACGGCAAAGCCUUGCAGACAGAGGCAGUGGACUGCAAGUGGUACAUCCGUGCCCCUCCUCGUUCCAAAAUCUACUUGCGUUUCCUAGACUACGAGAUGCAGAACUCCAAUGAGUGUAAACGUAAUUUUGUGGCGGUGUAUGAUGGCAGCAGCUCGGUGGAAGACUUGAGGAGUAAGUUCUGCAGCACGGUGGCCAACGACGUCAUGCUGGUGACCGCGCUGGGCGUGGUUCGCAUGUGGGCCGACGAGGGUAGCCGAAAGAGCCGCUUCCGUAUACUCUUCACAACCUUCCAAGAGCCUCCCUGUGAGGCAGAUACUUUCUUUUGCCACAGUAACAUGUGUAUCAACAACACGCUGGUGUGCAACGGAGUCCAGAAUUGUGUCUACCCUUGGGAUGAGAACCACUGCAAAGAAAAGCGGAAAGCCAACAUCCUGGACAACCUGAAUAACACCAACGGCACCAUCAUUGGCGUGACGUGCUGCAUCGUACUGAUCCUACUGGUUGUAUCGGUGAUCGUUCAAAUCAAGCAGCCACGGAAGAAGUACAUACUAAGGCGAGAAGACUUUGACCCCACCAUGUUCCAGGAGGUGUUCCAGGAGCCGCCGCAUUAUGAACUCUGCACUCUCCGCAGCGCGGCGGCCACAUCCGCAGACCUGGCCGAGCUGGCCGAGGACUUUGAGAGCUACCACAAGCUGCGGCGCGCAUCCUCGCGUUGUGUCCACGAGCAUCACUGCGGUUCCUCACAGCUGUCCAGCAACAAGGGCAGCCGCACUAACCUGAGUGCCCGUGAGGCGGCGGCGGCCAUCCUGACGGACCUUCCACCACAACCCAUGCGGCCGCUUCCUCCCCAAACCAACCGCAGGAACAUUCUGGUAAUGAGACACACCUACUCACAAGAUGCCGCAGAUACCUGUGACCUGGAUGAUGACCUGGAAGAAGUGCCCACCACUAGCCACAGGCUGUCCAGACACGAGAAAGCAGUGCAGCGGUUCUGCCUCAUUGGGUCUCUAAACAAACAUGAAUCUGAGUACAACACAACUAGGGUGUAACAGACAAUCUGAAGACAAAAUGUCAUCUGAAGUGGAAGGCACAAAGGCUGUCACAUCAUUUCCUAGACCUCUCUUUACUGACAUCUUGUGGAAGCAGCCUCAAAGAACUUGAAGGGGUGCAACAUAGUGACAAGUUUGCUUUUUUGUAAAUUUGAAGAAUUUUAUGGGAGACAUCUUGACACCAACUUGUGUUCUAAAAGUAGCCGAUACUGUGAAGCUCUUGGGGACUAAACAAUUUUUCAGACACUGGACUGAAACUGAAUAUACAAACUGAUGUACAUUUUUCAUUCAGUGGAAUAUGAAUCAGACAUGUUUUUGUUUCCUCUGAUUUGAUGAUUGUAAUGCUCAGAUUAUUUUUUAAUACAAACUGUAAUGUCCUGAGUAGGUGCAUAACCUUUUUACUUUGCAAGAAGCAUAGAUCAAGACCUUUAAAAUAUUGUCAAACCAUACGGUACCAUACUUGAACCAACUGAUAAACAGGUGUAGUUUGUAAUCCUCCUGGUCAGGGGUGAUUUUACUGUGACUAUCUGACUAGCAUCUCAGAUGUUUAAACUCAAGACUCACACAAGAGUUCUCUUAAUGUUCAACAUUAAGGUAAAUUAUGGUCAUGUCUAUGCAUACAGUAAAAUAUAAGCAAGAUUUUUAGAGAAUUGGUAUCAAGUUGCUUACUGAUAAUCAAUGUCAGAAUAUUUCCCUUCUACUUACAAUUUGAGAAACAGAAACCUAUUAAUUUGACAACGUAUUUAGUUAAUAUAUUUGAUUGAUGCUGGACAGAUUGUUUAAAUAAAGUGCAACAAACUUGA